Saprolegnia diclina VS20 is the source of this 372-nucleotide messenger RNA. RefSeq lists its product as hypothetical. NCBI's taxonomy places the organism in Eukaryota, Oomycota, Saprolegniomycetes, Saprolegniales, Saprolegniaceae. Bases 1 to 372 code for a protein of 123 amino acids. The transcript has a single exon. The record is from RefSeq and is a predicted model, not a curated record.
AUGGCUGUGAUCCUGGCCGCGCUACGCCCGCCGACGACGCCCGUACGCCGCCACGCCCGCCGGCGUCAGUGCCACAACUGCCUUCAGAUGUUCGUCGAGUACAGCGAGUGUGAGCCCAGCGGCGCGUACACCCGCCUGACGCUGCUCGACGACGACACGCCGGUCUACUGCUCGAGCGACUGCCGCGCCACAGCGGCAAUCCUGCACAUCCAAAACACGUGGGCGCAUGCACAUUGCGCCGGGCCUGACUAUGGCCUCGCUCGCCACGUCAACAGCCGUCUUGCCGCCAAGCCUGAUGGCGGCUCGAGCCCGCGCGCGAUCCCGUUCCGGCGCUGGUCCUCGGACGCCCGCGACCCCGACUCGCUUCUCUGA